Pocillopora verrucosa is the source of this 1775-nucleotide messenger RNA. RefSeq names its product steroid 17-alpha-hydroxylase/17,20 lyase. Gene Ontology annotation, biological process: hormone biosynthetic process; progesterone metabolic process. Gene Ontology annotation, molecular function: heme binding; iron ion binding; steroid 17-alpha-monooxygenase activity. The record is from RefSeq and is a predicted model, not a curated record. NCBI's taxonomy places the organism in Eukaryota, Metazoa, Cnidaria, Anthozoa, Scleractinia, Pocilloporidae.
UGCAACAUGGCUUCAUUCGAUGAAUACUUGACGAUCGGGAAUAUUUUCCUAGUCAUCUUUUUCUUGCUCAUUUUAAAUCAACUGAUUGUGCUGUAUCAGUUUAGGAAAAUGCCGCCGGGACCUCGUUUGACAAGCUUGCCUUUCAUCGGCAAUUUGCUGAGCUUUGAUUCAGGAGAUGGUUUCAUGAAGAUUACAGCAAGCUUGAGGAAGAAGUACGGGAGAGUGUUCUCAGUGAAAAUUGGAAGCUUCAAAGUUGUAAUUGCCGGGGAUACAGCUUCAGUCAAAGAGUUGCUUGUACGAAAGUCUGCUGAUUAUGCCGGGAGACCUCCUCUUCAUAGCUUCAUGCGUUCUACUUUCGACGGGAAAGACAUCGCAGCAGGAGAUUACAGUCCGGCCUGGAAGUUUCAUCGAAAGAUCUUCAUAGCAGCCAUUAGACGGUACCUAUCUGAUAAGCAGGUGGUGGAAAAAACAAUUGCUGAGCAGGCAACGAAACUAAUGCAGUACUUUGAAGACCAAAGUUUAAAGGAUUUUGACCCUGCAAACGUCUUGAUGGAGAGCAUUGCCAACGUCAGUUGCCGUAUCUUAUUUGGAAAACGCUUCGACUCAUCGCAUUCUGAUUUCAAGGAACUUCUCAAACUGAACGACGAUUUCUUCUCUGAUUAUGACAUUAAUACACAAAGAUUUCUUUUAGAUUUCUUUCCUAUAGCGAAAUUCUUUCCGUUUCGUGCUUACCGACUCAUGUACGAGAUGAUUGAUCAGGUUUACGAAAUUCUACGACGCCAGUUAAAGAUUCAGGAGAAAGAGUCUUCCAACUCGGCAGAAGUUGACAGCCUCACCGGCAGUUUUCUCCAAGAAAAGGCUGCUGCUGAAAAUGAGGUUGGUGCAGAAGAGAGAGCAUCUUUCCUAUCAGAUGAAUAUAUGCUGAGUAACAUGAGAGACAUGUUUGUCGCUGGUUAUGACACCACUAGUUCUACCCUGCGCUGGGCCAUUGCAUUCCUUGUCCAUCAUCCUGAAAUUCAAAAAGGAAUACAAAACCAGCUGGAUGAAGUGGUUGGAAAGGAUCGGAUGCCAAACCUAGAUGAUCUACCAAAUCUUCCCCUUGUCCAGGCCAUGAUCAUGGAAACGCAACGUCUUGGUAAUGUUGCGGAAAACACUCUUCCUCACUACACGCUGAAGGACACUACACUAGCUGGCUUCAGGGUUCCCAAAGAUACUAUCGUAUUUGCUAAUUUAGCGCAAGUUCAUCUUGAUCCAAGCUGCUGGGAGAAUCCGCACUCUUUUAACCCUCACCGUCAUAUUGACGCAGAUGGCCAACUUAUUACCAACACUGGUAACUUUCUACCCUUCUCAGCUGGUCGCCGGGUUUGUGCUGGUGAAGCACUGGCAAAGGUGGAGCUGUUUCUGUUCUUGACGUGGAUGUUGCACAAAUUUACAUUUCUACCAUCUGAGGACGGCACUGUUCCUGACCUCGAGGGGCAUACUGGUCUUACCCAUUUUCCAGCCCUUUACAAAAUUAGGGCCAAAAAACGAUCAUUGUAGAAUGAAAAUCGGUGCAAAAACUUAAGUCGGGCAAUUUUUUAAGGUGGAUCCUUGUGAGAAAGGCUACAAAGCUCAAAGACUGACCUAGUCUCGUAUCCAGACCUUCCACGGUCAAGCGGUGGGGAGGUCCUACAUUACAGUAACACGGUAAAAUCUGGCGCGAGCUUGUUCAGUGAUAAAUGUACAUUCAGCACUGAAGAAUGCUUAAGUCUGCUUCUUUGUUUUCAUUUAAUAAA